UCGCUCGCUGUGUCUCUGCCUCUGUGUCUCCCCCUGUGUCUGUCCCUCUUGUCUGUCCGCCUGUGUCUGUCUCUGUCUUUCUCUCAGUCAGUAUUUCUGCCUCUGGACACCCUGAAGGAAUGAACCCACGUGACCAAACGGGGCGGUCGAUCAGGAGCUGAAAAAAAAGCCAUUUUGUGUGAGGAGUCUGUAGUAACAGCUCCAGCCAAACACUGUUUCUUCGCUCGAUUAGUCGCACGAGAGACGGCGGGGGGCCGACGACCAGAGUCCAUUGCAGCUAAAAUGCACAGAACCACCCGGAUCAAAAUCACAGAACUGAAUCCUCAUUUGAUGUGUGCCCUGUGCGGGGGAUAUUUCAUAGACGCCACAACUAUCAUUGAAUGUCUACACUCUUUUUGUAAAACUUGUAUCGUUCGCUAUUUGGAGACCAACAAAUAUUGUCCCAUAUGUGAUGUGCAGGUUCACAAAACUAGACCCCUCCUUAGCAUUAGGGCCGAUAAAACAUUACAAGACAUAGUUUAUAAAUUAGUUCCGGGCCUUUUCAAAGAUGAGAUGAAGAGGCGGAGAGACUUCUACGCGGCCCAUCCCUCAGCAGAUGUCACGAAUGGUUCAAACGAAGACCGUGGGGAAGUCACAGAAGAAGAGAAAAGAAUUAUUACAGACGAUGAAAUCAUUAGUUUGUCUUUAGAGUUUUAUGAAGGCAACAAAUCAGAAAAGAAAGAAGCCCCACAGACUGAAGACACAGACAAGGCUAACAGUGUACGGUACCUGCGAUGUCCUGCUGCAAUGACGGUGAUGCAUUUGGGAAAAUUUCUACGGAAUAAAAUGGAUAUUCCCAGCAAUUUUCGAAUUGACGUUAUGUAUGAAGACGAACCCCUCAAAGAUUACUACACACUUAUGGAUAUAGCAUAUAUCUAUACGUGGAGACGGAAUGGCCCUUUGCCUCUGAAGUACAAGGUUCAGCCUGCCUGCAAACGGUUAAAACUCAGUCACCCGAGCGAGGACUUCGCUAACACCAGCAUAAACUCGGAGAGUGACUCAGUGAGCGACAAGGGCAGCCCAGCCGCGGUCCCUUCCACGUCUUCUUCGCUGCCAAGCCCAGGCACGCCGGCCCUGUCUCCCAAUCCGCAGUAUCCAGUUGCAGCUGCCUCUAUCGUGAACGGCAACACAAACUGUCACCAGAUGCCUCCAUCUGUCGGCAGAGGCCGCAAAGUGACUGUUAACGGCUCGGCAGCCCCUGCUUCCUGCUGAAAGCUGGACCAAGUGAAUGUCAACCAACAAACGAAAGGGACUCGCCUGUAUAUUGAACGCGGCGCGGCCAACAUCGCAAACUGGCUCCUGUGCCGUUUAUUAAAUGUAAUAUAUAUAUUCUGUUUAGCAAUAUGGGUAUUGUCAGAAACAUUUGUAUUCCCUGCACAGGUUUGUAAAUGUAAACGGACAGAACACAUCUCCACGAUGGGCUCCCAAACCACUUUGGGGUGUCACCGUUCAUUUCCUCUAACUGCAGAUGUCGAGUACAGUCGAUUCCUCUUAAAUGAAGGAGCAUUGGACCGCAGGAUACAAUUUGGUCGCCACGUGUGUUUACUGAGAGAUCAGGCGUAGAUGUGUUUUUUCUCUAAACCCUGUAUAUUUCAAACUUUGCCUUAAAGCCAGUCUCAUGAGUCACAAUUGUUAAAAGGGGAACAUUGUAUUCAAACUGGUAUUGUGACAAAGUGAUCGCGAUUAACUUUCAAUCUCAUUCAGAUGGAUGGUGUUGUAGCCAAUUAAAGUUGACCAGAUCCAGGAGUCACGUGUUGGAAGAUGCAAAGCAAACAACUUUCCUCUGCCUGGUAUGAGGAAGAUAUUUUUCUCUCUCUCACAUGUGACAGUGUGUAUUAGUCCGAUAAAACAGUCAAAAAACCUGAGACAUGUGUACAUGUAAACCAUUAUGUAGAGAACCCCAUUUUAAAACCUUUAUGGGACUUAGAAUGGCCUAGAGACUAGUUUAUAUUCUAACUCCAGCUUUGGGGUCUGUGGUAACAUAUUCAGUACAUACUUUAAACUAGUAGACUAUGCCGUUUUAUUUCACCAAUUUUUGGUUUUAACGAUAGUUGUGGGGGGGAGAAAAACGUUUGCUGACCAAUGGUUGCGAAGCCACAAAUUUCUGAUCUCAAUUAACAGAAAUAUAGCCGGAUCUCUCAACAACUCACCUUCAGCCCUGAAAGAAAUUCUUCCAGAAUGCGUUCACUGGUCACCUCCAUCCUUCUCCAACAGUUCAAAUAUUCAAUGCAAAAAUGUAAGACAAUUCCAAAAAACUGGUUUUGGUUGCUUAAUACAAAUUGUGAUGUUUUUUUCUUCAUUUACUCAAUUAAUUGAAGUCGACUGUACAAUCUAGCAUUUCAAUGCUUACAUUUUUUUAGUCUGGGGUGGGUGUGUGUGUGUGUGUUAUUGAGAGAGAGAGAAAUAAAACACAAGUGUGAGAGUCAGCGAAACGCCUGAAAUGAAAUGAUAAGUCUGUCCUGCUAACGAUUUGCUACGACGAAACAGCACAAAGGAAAUGAGUUCAGAAUGAACAUUGUUUCAUAAAUUUUAUUUUAUGUUUUGAUAAACCUAUUAAAUCACUCUAGAAGCCUAUUUACUUUAAUUAUAAACACCUUCCCAUGUUUAAAAAUAACCUUUCGAUUGUAGAACGGUAUGACAGCUAUUCGGUUAAAAUAAUGACAAUAUCCAUUUAUUUUCUAAAGCAAAAAAAACAUAUUGAAUAAAGUUUUGAAAGGAAUGGACAC
Carcharodon carcharias (great white shark) is the source of this 2765-nucleotide messenger RNA. RefSeq names its product polycomb complex protein BMI-1-like. Gene Ontology annotation, biological process: negative regulation of transcription by RNA polymerase II. The record is from RefSeq and is a predicted model, not a curated record. Gene Ontology annotation, cellular component: PRC1 complex. Lineage: Eukaryota; Metazoa; Chordata; Chondrichthyes; Lamniformes; Lamnidae. The transcript has 10 exons. Bases 283 to 1251 code for a protein of 322 amino acids. Gene Ontology annotation, molecular function: promoter-specific chromatin binding.